UCCACAUCCUUCGUUCCAUUCUCUCACCAAUCUCGAACGUUACACAUUCACACUCUGUACUGUGUGUAUUGGCAACAUUAUUAACAAUACAGUCUUGUACUGAUUGACUGCGCCAGCAUCGAUUGAUUAAUUGAUUGAUUGAGACGAACGAAGGAACGAAUUGAUCGUAUUGAUUUUCUCCGCGAAAGCGCACAACGACAUGGCUUCGAGUGGUGCGGCGGCGCGGGGUCCCCUGGGUUGGUUGCUGCGAUCCACUGGAUCUCAAUGGCUAGUACUGGGAGCCGGAACGAUUUCCUUCUUCCCGGAGCAAGUCCGGGAAGUCGCCUGGCCGACGGUGAAGAACGCCUUGGGUUUGACGGGGUCCGAUGCGGAUUGGCCUUCCUUCUCGUUGUUGUCGUCCCAACGCAGUCUCCGCGCGGACAGCGAGAGUCAACGAUCCGUGCCCAGUUCCAUCGUCAUUCACACCAGCAACGGCAGUAGCACGCAGACGUGGAUGACGACUAUCGUCACUUGGACGGUGGGGGCUACCGCCGUCUGGGUCGCCUACUCGGUCUUUAGCAACUAUCUUCCGGAUCAGAUCAAAACUAUGCUGCCCGUUACCCGCCGCGUCUUUGACAGGGCCACGCAGACGCUGGCCGAUCACGUCUUCCACGUCAAGGAUGUGCUUGGCAAGCAAUUACUCAGACUGACAGCACAGCAGGAUGAACUCGCCUCGCAACAACAGGAAACCCACAAGGAUGUCCGGGUAGUCCAACAGGAUAUGAAACAGGCACGCCUCGAACUCAUGCAACUGCUGUCCGGUAUGGAUCGCUGCGAAGUGCGUUUAGAAGAUUCGGCUGCCGUACAGUCCUACACGGCCCGGGGAGUCAAGUUGCUAGCCAAGUGCGUCGCCUCUAUUAUGCCCGGCAACGAACGGAUUGGCCACGAACUCGAACGUUUCCAACGGGAUGAUUAUCCGCUGUUGGACAAUACCACGGCCAACCAUCCCCACGGUAGGGACGCGGGUCCCGAAAAGGAACUCUCCUCCAGCCGAACUCCGAAACGAAGCAGCAGUUCCAGUAUCCCCUUGCUCAAACGCGAAAGUAUGGAUCGGUCACUUUCGGACGAGACGGUCGCGAGCUUGGAUAGUAUGACGACGAACGAUUUGGAGACGCUGCUUAGCACCGGUCGUAUCGUUCUCGAAACGUAAAAUUUGGAAAAAACAUCUUAAUACAUACACAUAGUAAAGUGACAAUUACAGUCG
This is a messenger RNA of Phaeodactylum tricornutum CCAP 1055/1, 1243 nucleotides long. RefSeq lists its product with no specific name. Bases 200 to 1189 code for a protein of 329 amino acids. The record is from RefSeq and is a predicted model, not a curated record. The transcript has a single exon. NCBI's taxonomy places the organism in Eukaryota, Bacillariophyta, Bacillariophyceae, Surirellales, Neidiaceae.